CCCCUCGUUCGAUCAUGCCGAUCUUUCCCCUCAGCAAGUUGCGAAACUCAUGUCAAAUCUUCUUUCCGAGUCCGUUGCUGAGACCCCCAUCUUGGACCCCACGCAGCAUCGGGUGCUUAUUGCUGCUGUGCAGGCAAAGUAUGGGCCCGAAAUCGUCGCUCUUAUCGUGCAGCGCAUUUUCCCAACGUUGAGCUUGCCUCCUGGGACUUCCCUGGUUCAGACGCUGAUUCCGUUGGGUCCUGACAUUACAAGCGAUCCAGACACUGUCUGCGCUCUGCUCCAGCGCUUUGGCAUUUCGGAUGCUAAUCCUCCUGGAGACGCUCAAUUGGUGGAGAUCGUGGGCUCGAUUGGCCGCGGAGGGUACAACUCUAUGUGACGUUGGAGCUUUGGUGAGGGUGUCGAGCAGCUACCACAUUACUUUGAAUUGGGCGAAUGUUACAGGACCUGCCAUUCCCGAAUAUGUCACCAACAUUGACUCCUGCCGAUGAAUGGGUUUGAUCCUACUCGUAUGCAGGGUGAAACCCAGGUCAUGCCGAUUGGGCCUACACCGGCAGCUGAGCCUCAACGUGCUGUUGGGGCACAUUGAAUCAAUUCUCUCGAGCUUG
Suillus clintonianus is the source of this 605-nucleotide messenger RNA. RefSeq lists its product as uncharacterized. NCBI's taxonomy places the organism in Eukaryota, Fungi, Basidiomycota, Agaricomycetes, Boletales, Suillaceae. The record is from RefSeq and is a predicted model, not a curated record. The transcript has 3 exons. Bases 50 to 376 code for a protein of 108 amino acids.